AUCGGGGCGAAUUAAAUCAAUUAUUCAUUUGUUGUCGAGAGAUUGAAAAACUCUGCUGAAACGUAAACGUAAACGAAAACUUAUUCCAAAUGAUAUCCAAUAAGAGGGUUCCCCAGCCAGGGGUUAAACGGGGCGAACAAAAGGAGGAACUGGUGUCCACGGCCAGGAAACCGGUGACAAUUCAACACUUCUGGCGCAUUGUCUAUUGGGUGAGCAUCUUGUGCAUUUGCGCUGCCAUUUGCUUUGCUCUCUUCUACACCCUUAAGUCGGACUUUGGCCAAUGUUCGGACUACGAUGUCAAAUGCGAGUGAAUUGACCACUUACACAUUCAAUCACACACACACACACACAAGAUGAUACAAUGGCUCUGACAUGUGAUAUAUUAAGAAGUAUAUAUGUAUGAACAUACAUAUAUGUAUACGUUAAUGUCUUUCAUUUGCACUCACAUUUCAAUCAGGGGAAGGAGAAGCUCAAUUAAAACAAAAGCUCAUGGAUUUCUUGUCAUGGGUGGCAUCAGGAGGGGUUGACAAGACACUUUUACAAGACAUUACAUAACUAUCUUUUAAUACUCAAGGGGCCAAAUUUCUAAAAUUAAAACUUGCAAUUAACAAAAACACGUAACAAUAAAUUGGAUUAUCAAGAAGGAUUAACAAAAUUUCUCAGAUUGAACUUUUAUGGGCCAAAAUAAAAUGUUCUUGCAAUAGAAAAAUUGA
Messenger RNA from Drosophila willistoni, 713 nucleotides. RefSeq lists its product as uncharacterized. Bases 90 to 311 code for a protein of 73 amino acids. NCBI's taxonomy places the organism in Eukaryota, Metazoa, Arthropoda, Insecta, Diptera, Drosophilidae. The record is from RefSeq and is a predicted model, not a curated record. The transcript is spliced from 3 exons.